GCUCUAAAUUGUAUUAUAAACAUAACAUGGAUCGAAGUCGAACCAAAAAUGCAUCUGAAGGGAUUGCUCCUAUGGGCAUCACAGCACUCACUGAGACAGUGCUCAGCAACCAGCCCGAGUCCCGGUAUGAGUGCCCGGUGUGCCUGAACUGGCUCCGAGAUCCUGUGAUCACCACUUGUGGGCACAAGUUUUGUAAAAGCUGCAUCACUUCUUGGCUACAAAACAGUGGACACUGCCCCAUAGACAAUAUAAACCUCAGUAUGAAGGUAGACAUCUUCCCAGACAACUACACCAAGCGUGAAAUACAGGAGCAGAGGAUGUCCUGUCCAUUUGCUGACAAAGGCUGCAAGCUGAAGGUAACGCCACUAGACCUGGACAGUCACAUUGCGUCUUGCGAGUUCAAUCAGCCAGAGACAUCUGCGCAGAAGGAGGCGCGCGUGCCGUGCUCUUUCCAAGCCGUCGGUUGCCGCGAGACGUUCGCCAGCCAAGAUGAUAUGAACACGCAUCUGCAUGAGGACACGCAGACUCAUAUGAGUUACCUAAUGAACGCGUAUUCAGAGAUGAAGAUCAGCAAAGACAUCUCGAGCGCGAGCCUGGACGCCAAGGAACAAGAAGCCAUGCUGCUGUGGGACGCGCCCGACAAGGAGAGCAAGGACGGGGAAGGCAACACUGCGCCGCCGCUCACUAACACUAGCGCUCUUAUUAGAGCCCUCUACGAGAGAGUGGUGGUACUCGAACAGCGCAACCGCGAGCAGGACAUAGUCAUCGCGAACAUGUCCAAACAACUUGGCGCCUUCGCCGUGGCCAAGGUCAAGCAGAGUCAUGACAUGUUGCUACGCUACUGCAUGGGCCACUUCGUGUGGAGGGUAGACAGCUUCAGGAAUAGGCUGGAGGCCAUGCUGAAGGACCAUUACAAGAUGCUGUAUAGCCCAGGGUUCUAUACCACGCCUAAUGGAUACAGAUUCUGCGUCCGCCUGAACAUAUCGCCACAAAAUCCGCACUGCUUCGCUCUCCACGUGCACUUGAUGAAGACGGAAUACGACGACUGCCUCGAGUGGCCUUUCAACGGCCGAAUCUCCUUCGCUAUGAUCAACCAGCUUGACCCUGACCUCACACAGAGAGAUACCAUGAUGUCCAACUCCAGUCUAAUAGCCUUCAGGAAACCCACAGCAGAGAUUUGCGUCAGAGGCUUCGGGUAUACGGAAUACGCGGUGAUAAAUGACGUAGUCAAAAACGGGUUCGUCAAAGACGACACCCUGAUCAUCAGGGUGAAUAUCAAGUGUGUAUGACAUGAGGAGUGAUUUUUUGUUUGUUUUAACGGCCAUCCGUGAACUGUGGUUUUGACAGGCGAUUAUGCGCAUACUGGGCUAGUCGUCAUAAAUGUCGCAACUAUUUGUACCAUGUUGUGAUAUUGUGUGCAAUAAUAAUUAUAAAAGUCCGUCCAAUUAUAUUAUCACUAUGAUAUCUGCAUUUCCUGUCGACUUUAGUACAUAUGUUACGGUCAAUGUGAUAAAUUGAAAAUUAUUAAUAAUAACCGGUUAUUAUGAAUAAUUACCGACAGUCGCGGUAAAAGUGAU
This is a messenger RNA of Ostrinia furnacalis (Asian corn borer), 1577 nucleotides long. Its product is annotated as TNF receptor-associated factor 4. Bases 27 to 1289 code for a protein of 420 amino acids. NCBI's taxonomy places the organism in Eukaryota, Metazoa, Arthropoda, Insecta, Lepidoptera, Crambidae. The transcript is spliced from 7 exons. Gene Ontology annotation, cellular component: plasma membrane signaling receptor complex. The record is from RefSeq and is a predicted model, not a curated record. Gene Ontology annotation, molecular function: zinc ion binding; protein binding; ubiquitin protein ligase activity. Gene Ontology annotation, biological process: innate immune response; lipopolysaccharide-mediated signaling pathway; regulation of canonical NF-kappaB signal transduction.